CGUGUCAGAGCAGCCAUAGUGAACGGUCUAGAAACGUCCAUCGCUAGCGCUGCGUCACUGCACGAGGACGGGGGAGCGCAAGGCAGGACGGUGUGGUCGAAUUUACCUUUGUUUUCCCCCCCCGCAUCCAGUUCAUUGAAAGUAGAAGUGGAACAGGAGGUCACGCAGUGGUAAUACUGCAACCCAGAGAAGAAAGGGAUUAACGUAGGAACGAAAAUGCAGCCUGCAACUGCAAAGUGGUAUGACAGACGGGACUAUGUCUUUAUUGAGUUUUGUGUAGAAGACAGCAAAGAUGUUCACGUAAAAUUUGAAAAAUCAAAGUUUAGUUUCAGUUGUCUUGGGGGAAUUGAUAACAUUAAAUAUCUGAAUGAAAUUGACCUAUUUGAAGCAACUGAAGAAAAUGAAUCAAAACACAAACGCACAGAUCGAUCUGUGUUGUGUUGCUUACAAAAAGCAGAACUUGGAAAGUCAUGGCCAAGGUUAACAAAAGAGAAAGCAAAGUUAAAUUGGCUCAGUGUUGAUUUCAACAACUGGAAAGACUGGGAAGAUGACUCGGACGAGGAACUGUCCAGUUUUGACCGUUUUUCAGAGAUGAUGAAUGACAUGGGAGGAGAGGAUGACCUACCAGAGGUGGACGGAGCAGAUGAUGAGGAAUCUGCAGACAGUGAUGAUGAAAAAAUGCCAGAUCUGGAGUAAAGGUGACAUUAUUCCACAAUCCUUGUGACAAGUUGGAAGAAUCACAAAAUAAUAGUUUUGCAAGAAUUAAAUAAAGCUGUAAGAGGGUGGUUGGACAAAUUUAACUAUUGCAUCUUAAAAACCUGUUCUCAAAGUGUUUCAGAAAGGCUUGACUGAGGGUUGAUAUGCCUACUGCUGUACAGAGCUCCACCAAUGCUGUAGUCUGCUGUGGUCUGCAUGGACUGUAUGUAAGCCGCUAUACUACGUUUGAUUCCAACAACAUGAGGUUUUUUCUUCAGCCUGAUAACUGUGGCUAUGGUGAGAUGAGCAAUAAGGGCCAUCAUGUAAUUGAGUGUAGUAACAAUGCUUACAUCUCACCUUUUCCUGAACUUUAAUAGUUGAACAACUUCGUCUAAAAUGUGCUUGUGCCUCAGGCACAAAUGGAAUCUAUACUGUACUUUUUUUUUUCCCCCCUUGAGUCCUGAAUCAACAACUAGAUAUUGUUUAUUCAUGUUAGAAACUGCAGAUAUUAGUCAGUGUUCCACAGCAUAAAAUGUUUGAAUUUAAGGGAACUAACAUUUCCAGAUGGUGCCUAGUUUUCUUGCUCUGACAUUUCUCAUGGGUAAUGUCAAGAGUGUAUAUAUAAUUUUUGUCUGUGGAAAAGCUUAAUUGGGUAUUGGUUUGAAACCCUGCCCUGUGUCAUAUUGAAAAGAUUUUCUUCCCCAUGUAAACUAAAGAAUGCAAAAAAGUGAAGCCUGUCCUCCAGUGUACAUUUUUACCCUUGGAUUACACAUACAGCUUGAUAAAGCCUAUACUGAUACAUGAGGACAUUACAAAUUAAAAGGUUAAAUAUAAACAUGACCAAACUGUAUUUGCACUGUUCAAUGUGUGUGGGGAUGAAAAAUAUACACGUAUUAGAUGUGUCAGCCUGUCAGCUCACCACUGACUGAAGAAUAUCAGUUUGUUGAGAAUGCAAUGGAGGAUUUUUUUUUAUUGUUGACAUCUUUCUAAUAAACGUUAA
Scleropages formosus (Asian bonytongue) is the source of this 1696-nucleotide messenger RNA. RefSeq names its product prostaglandin E synthase 3-like. The coding region runs from base 217 to 696 and encodes 159 amino acids. The transcript is spliced from 8 exons. Gene Ontology annotation, molecular function: protein-folding chaperone binding; Hsp90 protein binding; prostaglandin-E synthase activity. Gene Ontology annotation, biological process: protein folding; telomere maintenance via telomerase; chaperone-mediated protein complex assembly. The record is from RefSeq and is a predicted model, not a curated record. Gene Ontology annotation, cellular component: nucleus; cytosol. Lineage: Eukaryota; Metazoa; Chordata; Actinopteri; Osteoglossiformes; Osteoglossidae.